UCCGCACGCCGUUCGCCGCGGGAGUCAGAACGGCAUCCGAGCAGCAUCCAAGAGUACCGACGGUCCGGGAACACACCACACGCACUGUCCUCAGUUUAGUAGCCUAAUGGCAACGGAGGACAAAGGAAAAACGGCGGCGCCUCAGGGUUUACCGGAAAUAGAAUGCCUUUCAGGAACAAUAACAACACAUAGCAAUCUAAACAACAAUAACAACAACAAUAACAACAACAAAGACAACGAGGGAAGCGAAGGAGCCACGACGGCCACCUCGACAGCUGUUGAAUCCACCGGCGCUGAAAAUAUCAUCGGGAACGGUUCAGCUGUCAACACCACCGGAGGAAAUAACGGCAAAUGGGUCCGUCUCAACGUCGGGGGGACGGUUUUUCUCACGACACGACAGACGCUGCUAAAGGAACAAACUUCAUUUCUGUACCGACUGUGUCAACAGCAGGACUUGCAUUCAGACACGGAUGAAACUGGUGCUUAUGUGAUCGACCGAGACCCCACUUAUUUUGGUCCCAUACUCAACUAUCUGCGACAUGGAAAGCUGGUUUAUAACAAGGAGCUGGCAGAAGAAGGUGUGCUGGAGGAGGCAGAAUUCUACAACAUCACACCGCUGAUUAAAUUGAUCAAAGAGAAGAUUCUUGAACGCGACUCAAAGGCCACGCAGCAGGUACCGCCGAAACAUGUGUAUCGGGUGUUGCAGUGUCAGGAAGAGGAACUGACCCAGAUGGUGUCCACCAUGUCGGACGGCUGGAAGUUUGAGCAGGUCAGCGUGCGAGCCUGCCGAAAACCCCGCCCCGGACUGCUCUGGACUAUGGUGAACAUAGGCUCAUCUUACAGCUACGGAACCGAGGACCAGGCUGAAUUUCUCUGUGUGGUGUCAAAAGAGCUGCACACCUCGGCUGGAGGUUUGGGGACCGAGCAGAGCCACAAAACUAAGACGUCGGACACACAGGAGGAGGAUGGAGCGAGGGAGGAAGAGGAGGUGGAGGAGGAGGAGCGGGAAGAGGGAGAGAGAAAUUCAACCCCCAAUGAGUGGAUUAGAGAUUAGCAGAAACUUGAGUCAAAGGAAUUGCUGUUCCAGAUCCAUGGGUCCCGGAUGUAGAAUACAAAGAACUUUAUUUUUCUAGAUAACCAUUUUCACAUGUGCUCAUGAUGCUGUUUUUAUAGCCAUACCUUUUUUAGAUCUGGUGACUUUAACGGGUAAAACAAGACCUUCACAACCAGCAGCAAAAAAAUUCAAUUAAAAAAUUCAAUAAAAGGCACCUAAGAUAUUAGGAAAAGACACAGUUAUGUAGAAAGUUAGCAACUUAGUACAUGACCUGUUACCAAAGAGUGCAACCUAGUUAUUUAUGGGAGAUUCAAGUUAAAAUCAUGCAUAUAAACAACUUGGGAUUGGUCAGAAAUAGAAUUUGUAAUUAAUAAUAUAAAGACUGUGGAUAUGAGACUGCAUUUACUGUUUAAGUUUUACACAUUUACUGUGGUAGAUGCGCAGACCAUGUCCUGUUCAUCUAGCAUCAGCUCUGGGUAAAGUGCCAGCAGCUCCAGGCUGGCAGACCACCAGCGGUCCACUUUACCCCAUUUACAAUCUGUGGCAGUUCAUUUCGAUAGUGCUUGGCGCCGGCUAGAAGGUCAUGAUUUCAUUGGAGGUCGCUGGGAUAUAAUAGGGCUCCUGAACGUUUUGGUUAUGUUUGUAUGCUAUUUGUGGAUUUUGAAUAGGUCCAGUUUACUUAUAAUGAAGUUAUUUUAUUUUCAGCUAACAUGCUUAUACUGUCACUUCUGUGGAAGAGAUAGUUCAUCCAAAAAUGAAGAUUUAAUCACCAUUUGCUCUCACUCUAGUUGUUACAAAUCUUUGAUUUUUAUUUUUUUUUUUUGCUGUUGAACACAAAAAAAGAUGUUUAGAAAAAUGUUGGAAACUGGAUUCCAUCCAAAGAUACGAUGAGAUUUAUGUGCAAACCUGGAAAAUCACAUAAAACAUUUGCGAAUAAAGUCAAAGAGAAAAAAAUCAUCACUUCCUGAUAAACUGAUAAAGAGACAAAGGGAAUUUUCUUGGUUGGGAAAAGCCACCGUGAGCAUUUUUUCUUAUACAGUUAAAGUCAGAAUUAUCAGCCCCCUGUUUUUUUUUCUCCAAUUUCUGAUUAACGGAGAGACUAUUUUUUUAAGCACAUUUUUUUUGUGCAAAUUCUUUAUCUUUGCCAUGAUGGCAGUAUAUAUAUAUAUAUAUAUAUGUAUAUGUGUGUAUAUAUAUAUAUUAUAUUAUAUUUUACUAUUUAUUUUUCAAGACACUAGUAUUCAGCUUAAAGUGACAUUUAAAGGCUUAACUAGGUAAAUUAGGUUAACUAGGCAGGUUAGGGUAAAUUAGGCAAUUAAACUAUCAUUGUAUAAUGAUUGUUUGUUCUGUGGACAAUUGAAAAAAAAAUUAGCUUAAAGGGGGUAAUAAUAUUGACCUUAAAAUGGUUUUUAAAGAAUUAAAAAGCCAUUAACUUUCUCCAGAAGAAACACUAUUUUCAGGCAUACUGUGAAAAUUGAAAAUUUCCUUGUUCUCUUACACGUCAUUUGGGAAAUAAUUAAAAUAGAAAACAUUUUUUUAAAUUAAUUAAUAAUUCUGACUUCAACUGUUUAUCAAAUUACUCGAGGCUCAGAAGAUGAAGACAAAACACAAUGAAUGUGCAAAGGCUUUUAGAGCUGCAAUACCACUCUGUAGGAGUGCAGAUUCUCAAGACGCUUCUGGUAGGUAAUAAUAACAAACCACUUUGAUGGGUCUUUGGGUAAGGCACUUUAGAAUGACCAAAACAACGUUUCUGAUGUUUUACAGCGAUCAGUCUGCUAGUUUGUCCAAUAAUGACACCCUUAAUUUUUAUCACGAUUUCUUAAAAAAAACAAAAUGUUUUUAAAUGCCAUGACUUUUUGCAUACUGGAAUUUAUCCGCAAAUGUGUUUCUAUUGUAGUUUAUGCAUAUUUUUUCUUAUCAGAUAAAAUGUAUCCUACUCCGUUGUGCGCAUAUGUUGUUUUAAUGCUCAUUCUCAGAAUUUUUGCUCAUCUUGCUGUUUCCAUUAGGCAUUUGCGAUAUUCCUAAAUGCGCAUAACAAUAUGUGGAUAGAAACAUAGCUAGUGGCAUCCAGUAUAUGAAAAAAUACAAUCAGACGUCAGUGGCUACUGGUUUCCAACAUUCUUCAAAAUAUCUUCUUUUGUGUUCACCAUAAAGAAACUCAAACAGAUUUGAAAAGUAAGGGGUGAAUUGUUUAUUUUUGCGUGUACUAUCCUGUGAAGGUUGCAUUUCUUUUGAAGGAAGCUCCAUUCACACUACCAGUGACUUUGUAGCUGCUUUUCUCCCUGGGUGGCGAUUGAAGUCUCUAAUGGGCAUUCCCACCUUGAGGUUACUUUAGGUAAUGUUUAUGAAUGAUAUUUACAGACCGCUAAUGAGUUUUCUUGCAGCUGAAAAUAAACACUGGUUGGAAAACAGUAAAUAUAAACGGAAUCAGUACAUAAAAUGCUUAAUUGCAAAGAUGUAGGUCUACAGGAUGGAGAAUACUAAGAAUAUAUCUAAGAGAGGAUCACGUGAGCUCUACUGAUGCUCCCACUGGCUGUUUAAAGGCACUCUUUAUUUGCACCAAUAAUCGCUUGUGUUCGCGUAACCUGUGAUUGACCAAAGUCACAAUCUCGCCAUUGAAAUGAAUGGUUUCUUGUUGCUGGUAGUGUGAAUGGAGUUUAAGGCAAUCGGAAUUGUUCAAAUCAACAUGCCUCAAUUCUUCAACUCAAUCAAGCACCUUUAGCUCAAUUUAGCCUAGAGCUGUGUAAAAUUGUGAUUUGUAUGUGCUGUGGGCUGAUUUACAUGCCUAAGCUUAUUUCUUAAAUAUGUUGUAGUUUUGCACAAAUUUGCAUCAAUACUGUGCCCCUAAAAACACAUUUAUGUUCACUUCUGCCACAGUUAGCAUGACUGUCAUUGGAUUUAAUCACAAAAAGCAAACCAAGUAGAGUUUGUCAAUUAAAUGUAAUAAUGAGAACUGAUUAACGAGGGAAUUUCUAUUCACUGCAAUGAUAAGUUUGUUUUUAAAUGUGACUCAGGUGUUCAUGGUGACUUUUUGGGGCCACUGUAUAUUUUGGAUAGGCAAAAUGUUUCAGUCUUAAUUCAAUAACCGAAUUAUUAGUCAAAUUUGAGUUGAAAUGAUCUUUUUGUACACAGUAUCACGUUUAAUCUGAUUCUAAUGCAUUUAUACUGAGGAAAGAGGCAUUUGCAGCACAAUUUUGUUGUUCAGUAAGUUACUGGGUUGAUCGACUCUGCUACUGUCUUUAAGAACUGUAGGCAUAAAAACUAGACUGAGAAUAGUCAAAUGCAUGAAACGAAUAUCAUUUUCUCCAUUAACAAAUGUGUGUGUGUGUGUGUGUGUGUGUGUGUGUACAUGAUAGUAGAAGCAGCAGAAGUUUUUUGAUACAUAUCUUAUUGGUGUCAGUGCAGUACAGUAGUCUCUUUAAGCUUUGUACUGGGUGUGUUGAACAAAUUUUACUAUUGCUUUAGAUUUCAGAAAUGUGUUUUGCUUCUCAAGUUGUAUAUUUUAUGUGUUCAUUCUUAAGGCCUUGGAUUUUUUUGAUCAUACUGUGCCAUAUAUGUGUGUUUUUAUUUACUAAAUGUCAGAUUACCUUGUCAGGGCACAGGUCAUCUUUAGGUUUUUUAUACUGUAUAAAGUAUUUUCUUCUUUCUUUCUUUGUUUUUGGUUUGUGUGACAAUUUUCUUCAUUAUUUCUAAGCGGCUUGUAUGCCAUGUUUCCACUUUGAGCUUUUACAUAUUUAUUAACUGAAAAGGAAUAUGUUGUUUCGUUUUUUCAUGGUGUCGAAUUUUGUUAUUUAUUCAGUUUUUUCUUUAUAUAUGUACUUAUUUGUAAACUAUAAUUACAUCGUUUUUUUUAGAUUUGCAUUGAACGCACAGUAAGCCUGUUGAAACACUCCUCAAGUUCAGUAAUUGUCCUUUUAACUAAAGGGGAUUUGUUUUAAUCUGGCACAGACCCUUAGUAGUUUAUGUACACCAAAGAAAACUGGAUUAAUGUUUGAUUAUUUAGUCAGGAAAAUAUAUUUAGCAACGAAAACAAUCAUGAAGUCGAUGUUCAAGCAAGCAUUAUUGUGUAAAUAGUAACCAAAAUAAUUGAAAUAAAGUUGU
Danio aesculapii is the source of this 5155-nucleotide messenger RNA. It is a transcript of the gene kctd17, whose product is annotated as potassium channel tetramerization domain containing 17. Bases 107 to 1054 code for a protein of 315 amino acids. Gene Ontology annotation, cellular component: cytoplasm; Cul3-RING ubiquitin ligase complex. NCBI's taxonomy places the organism in Eukaryota, Metazoa, Chordata, Actinopteri, Cypriniformes, Danionidae. Gene Ontology annotation, biological process: protein homooligomerization; proteasome-mediated ubiquitin-dependent protein catabolic process. The record is from RefSeq and is a predicted model, not a curated record. The transcript has 7 exons. Gene Ontology annotation, molecular function: cullin family protein binding.